This is a messenger RNA of Fusarium graminearum PH-1, 6272 nucleotides long. RefSeq lists its product as uncharacterized. Gene Ontology annotation, cellular component: exocyst; plasma membrane. The record is from RefSeq and is a predicted model, not a curated record. The transcript is spliced from 4 exons. Gene Ontology annotation, biological process: exocytosis; Golgi to plasma membrane transport. Lineage: Eukaryota; Fungi; Ascomycota; Sordariomycetes; Hypocreales; Nectriaceae. Bases 1 to 4575 code for a protein of 1524 amino acids. Gene Ontology annotation, molecular function: phosphatidylinositol-4,5-bisphosphate binding.
AUGGACCGCGCAAACGGGGGUGGCCCCGGUGCAGCUGCGGCUGCCAGCAGGGCAGAACGAUUCGAGGAUGAGAAGCGCCGCAUUAUCGAAAGCUGCUUCAACAAGAAGGAUGUUGAUGGCUCUCUUCUCGAAACCUACAUCACCCACAUCCGAAUCACCGAAUACUCCUCCUAUCCUACGACCCCUCCUCCACCUCAGGCGCGGAAUGGCGAAUCACAGAAACCUCGAAUAAUAAUCGUAGCUGUGCGCAAAUCCGGCCGAGUUCGUCUGCACAAGUCCAAAGAAAACCAAAAUGGCUCCUUUUCCAUUGGCAAGACAUGGAACCUCGACGAUCUAUCGCGCAUUGAAUCUUAUACUGGCCCCGAGGCCAGACCCGACUAUCGCGACUGGGCUGGUGAUACUGGCUUCCAAGUAACACUCGGAAAGCCCUAUUUCUGGCAUGCCCAGACGGAUAAAGAAAAGAAGUUUUUUAUAGCCAGUCUUAUCAAGAUAUAUGGCAAGUACACGGGCGGAAAGACGCCCGAGCUUGCAGGAUUUGAGCAAAAGGAGUACGACCAGGUAAUGGGAGCUACGAGACGUCCAGCCACUGGUGGUUCAAGACCUCCUCCACCUCCACUGUCCGAGCAAGCUACCAGCCAGAAUGCAAGCGCUCCCCCUCGUCCUAUACACCCAAUGCACCCUGCAGCGCAACAAGGAAACCAGGGACCUGGUAUUCGUCCACCGCACCCAAACCUUGGUCCUUCACCCGUUGGAAGCUUCGAUUCCAGUGCUUCGAGAGAACGUCCGCCUGCGCCUCGAUGGAUGGCACAAAACAACAAGAGCCAGGAUUCCGUUGCUACCUCCUUUACUGCCAGAAGUGAUGACGGUUCUAGCCUACCACCGCGAUCUCGCAAUGGUGCGAACGGGCCGGGAUCGUAUGGCAGAUUUGGGGAGGCUGCUGAUAAUCGAACUCCAUCUGUCCUUACACCUCCUCAGCCUCCAUCUCAAUCGCAGUCUUCGCCCAAGUCCCAACCGCCAUCCAUUCUCUCACCCCCUCAACCUCCGCAGUCAGUUCCUUCACCCCUUCAGUUAGAAAGACCGCCCCCGGAGAGGAGACGGCCGCCCAUGGAUCCAACUCGCCCUCAGGAUCGAGACUUAGUUCCUCCACCACUGAUCAGUCCUAACAAAGAGCCAAUGGCCCCUCCGCCUCGUAGCAGCGAGCGUGUUGUCUCGAGACUGGAUAACUCAAGUCAAAAGUCAGCCAACAGUUCUUACAGUGGAAGUGUUCUGGAACAGCCCAAACCCCCACCCACAGGAAGAUUGCCAGAUCCGCCAAAACGUGAGCCGCUUGGUACGCCUGCUGCCCUCAGGCCAGGAUCAUCACCUUCUCGUACACCAGCUCAAACCCCAACUUCUGCUAUGGGUUACCAACAGGGUGGUCCACCUCGAGCCAACACAGGCAGUCCGGCACCGGCUCAAGGUCGUAUGCCCAGCCCUUCACCAGUUCGGGACCCCAGUCCUGCAGCAGCCCGUGUGCCUAGCCCUGCACCGGCCCGCGUACCUACCCCUUCACAAGCCAAUGCGCCGAGCCCUGCGGCGGCUCUCUCUCCAGGUUCUGGAGGUGGAGGCUCUUCAGACGUCUCGCCCAUGACAGUGAGCGUGCCCAGGUUUGGAAACCUACAACAGCCACCUGAGCUUCCCAAACAAGAGUCGCCCAAGCCGGUAGAUGAGCCAUCACCCGGAGAGCGUGGGGCGGAAAUCUCCGAUCGAGACUCUAACCCAUCCCCAGCAAUCUCAGGUGAAGAAAAGCCCGGCUUGGGUCCUAUGAUUAAAGCCAAAAAGUCUAGAAAUGAAAUUGCUGGCGCCCUCUGGAAGGCUGCAUCUGCAGCGAAUGCCGCCACCGCCUUUAAACCCAGACCAGGUGGUGCUGGAGAGCGUUUGCGUCUUUUGAAGAGCAAGACGGAAGAGGGACCAGAUGGAAUCAGUGGCGUUGUACCUGCACCACCAAGGCCAUCGGAACAGCCUACACCUGAAGAGACACCCGUGGAGACACCCAAAACUGAAGAAGAAAAUAAACAGUUGGAGGAGCAGAAGCCGGCUGAGCCAAACAAGUCGGCGAAUCGAAUGUCUCUGGUUCCUGAAGUUAAAAUUACUCUCCCAACGAGCAGGCCAGUUAGUGUACAUGGUCCACCUCAGGAAGUACAGAAACCAAAGGAGCCCGAGAAGGAAAAACCGCGUCGCUCCAUUAAUGCGGGUAACGACAUGAAGUACCUGCAGUCAUUAGGUGUCAACCCCGCUAUCCUUGAUGAAAGGAGUGAGGAGUUUGCUCAAUGGCUGGAUUAUUUUGGAUGGAUUCCGGGAGAUCAAAUGCGAGCUCGCAACGUGGAAGAAAUGAGGGCUGACUUGGAGCGUGAACUCAACAAAGCCCAAGCUGGUGGCUGGCUGGCUCGCUUCCGUGAAGAAGAUGAGCGUGUUGAUGCGAUCAAAGCAGGACUUGAUGUUGCCAUGGCCGAGUGUGAGGAGCUGGAUAACCUCCUCACACUCUAUUCAACACUCUCCGAGGAUAUUGCCUACAUCGAAGCCCAGGGUCAAGGUCUCCAAGUGCAAACUGCAAACCAGAAGCUACUCAAGAAAGAACUUGAGUCCUUGCUUGAGACUUGUGCCAUCACAUCAAACGAGCUGGACGUACUAAGAUCAGCGCCUCUGGAUGAUAUCAGUGGUCUGCAAGAGGUCGAAUCAUCCCUUGUAACACUCUACAAGGCCAUGGUCAAGAUUGAUCCUUCUCGCACCAGCGCUGAUCAGCUAAAGGUGGAUGUCACAUCGGACACAAACCAAGGCCAUGGUCUCAACCCUGAUUUCAACCAGAUGCGCAUCGUUCAGGAGAAGAAGCAGGUCUAUGAUCAGGAAAGUGCCAUGUUCAUCGGCAGGUUCGUCGCUUUCAUGUCCCGACAGUUUGACCAGGCCUUUACCGAGACAAAGCUUGCUAUGGAGGGAGCUUUGUCGAGAAAGGUGGAUUCAACACAUCACGAUCUUGGCCGCGACACACUUUGGCAAUUCAGUCCCCUUAUGCUUUACGCCAGGGAUAUGCAUGGCGAAGAGUGGAACCAGGUUAUCCAAAUUUACCAAGACAAGAGUCAACCUGUAUACCGGGUCGAGUUCCAGGCUGUUGUCGCGGCUUGGCGUAGAAAUGCCAGGAAGAUGACCGGAGAGGAGGCCGAACUGCUAUUCACAUCAGCAAUUGAGAAGAACCAGGACGGAGGCGUAGCUACUACUGCCAGGAAGCUGACAGUCAAGCGCAGCGGAACUUUGGCCCGUCUUCGAUCCCCUCGAGAAGACGGCGGUAACAAAUCCAAGGUUGAAAAGGGGGCGAGCGACAACAAAGAUCUACCUUAUGAAGUCUUUGCUGGAGUCCUGGAUGACCUGCUUCCCUUGAUGCAGAUGGAGCAAAACUUCAUUGUUGACUUUUUCCAUGCAACAACACUUGAACAAAUCGAUUUCCCUGAUGCCGUCGCUGCAACACCGCCAUAUGACCGGGGAGGCACUGAUCUCCGAAGACCUCGACUAAUGGAGCCCGAUCGAGACCUGGCCAGACGCAUUCUUCGUGCAAUGGAGGUCAUUUUCACGUUCCUGGAGUCUGAGCUACUGCGUCUCAUGGAAUGGGUUGUCGGGCAGGAUCCUUUGCAAGGAAUCGGUGUUCUAGCGACUUUGGAAAAGUACAUCGCUGAUAUUAGUCAGUCCAACCAAGAGUACCUUAAUACCCUCUUGCAAAAGCUUCAUGGUCACUUGGAAGUCCGUUUCAAGAAGUUCGUCGACGAGCAGCUUCGUGCUAUCGAAGAGACCAAGGUCAAGAUCAGCAAGCGAAAGGGUGUUAUUGCAUUCAUUCGUAUCUUCCCUCUCUUUUCAGCAGCUGUCGAGAACAUGCUGGUAGGUGUCGACGCCCUGGCAGCCCGAGGUACCAUCGACCGUGAAUACGACCGUAUACUCAAGACCAUGUAUGACUCGCUCAUGGUUAUCGCGCGGGAGAACCCCUCAGUCGGCAUCGUCACAACCGGUUCUGCGGACCCAGAGGACAAGGAGGCGCUCAACUUCCAUAUUCUACUUAUUGAGAAUAUGAACCAUUUCCUUGAAGAGACGGAAACCAGAGGACUGGAUGUGCUUGAGGAAUGGAAGGAAAAGGCCAACUCGACGUACUACGAGCAUAUGAACCUGUACCUCAAUGCGGUAAUGCGUCGACCACUUGGCAAGAUUUUGGAGCAUCUCGAGAACAUGGAGGCUCAAUUACAGACGGGCAAAUCACCAGCAUCGAUUGCCGCGCAGCCAUCCAACAGCAAAACGGUCUUCAACAAGGUUCUCAGCAACUACGACUCCAAGGAAAUCCGCAAGGGUAUCGAAGCGCUACGCAAACGUGUUGAGAAGCACUUUGGCGACGCCGACGACCCAGCGCUGAGCCGAGGACUGGUCAUCAAGGUGCUCUCAGAGUGCGAGCAGUUCUACGAAAAGGUCGAGAGACGGGUGGGCGCAGUUACGACCAAUGUUUAUGGUGGUGAUAUCCUUUUCGAGUGGCCUCGAGCUGACGUCAAGGCUGCAUUCCGUUGAGUACCGGGGGGUGUUUAGAGUGAAUGGGAAUAUGAUCACAUGAAUCUGCUGUAUGAAUACUAUAGUUAUUAUUGGCGUGCAUGAUCAGAUAUGGGUAAACGAGGCGCCUUUCGUGGUAAACAAGGGAUGAUGAGUCGAGCGUUGGACGGAUGAGUUUUGGUCUAUCUCAAUAUGUUUACAUGAGCGAAUGAGUGAUUGUUCUUUUGUAUACAAAUAUGAGCAUUCGAGCAUAAAGUCUUUUAUAAUUGUGAGCUGUAUAAGAUGACUGAGAAGAUGACUUGUUCUCAUCCUGCAUAGAUAACUACCCUAGAAACAACAUGUGAUAGAGAGGAUCGUAUUAAAUACAAAUGUGCAAUCGUUCAACAAAAUCAGCAGAAAUAGGAGAAUGUUCAAAUCAAGCUGUACCUCAGUUCCCAGUAUAAUAGGCCUCUCGUUUGGGCAGUUCUAUCCUGCAGGUCGGAUAGCUUCAUUGCCAUGGGUUCAUCAUAGGCGCUGUUGUUACGACUUUGGAAAUGGCGAGACUUCCUGCAUAGUCUGACCAUAGACCUCAGAUCCCAGUCAGACAGCUUUGUCGUUAUGGGUUCAUCAUUGGUGUGAGAUACAAGGUGUACAUGGAGGGAAGGGUAGAGAGGAGGAGUGGGAGUGGGAGUGGGAGUAGGAGGAGUGGGGUUAUAUAGAUCAAGAUAAAACUUUAUUUGAAUUCUUAUAUAGAUUAAGCUUAAACACAACACAGCAUCUACUUUACAGUGUCAUGUGUGGCUUUCCAUUAUCGUGACUAUCAUCGUCAGACAGGCCGUGGCUUAACUUUAUACAUUCAUGCUACCCACCUAGUGACACUUAAAUCGAUCGAAUAUUUAAUAACAGUUGUUUCAGGCAAUAUCAUAUGUCCCAUUAAUAAAAUGAAAUUAAUCAACCGAAAUAGUUCCCUUAUUGCUCAAAUGACCGCGAGAACUGAUAGCACCCAGCGUUGUUUGUCCACGUUAUUGAUAUAUAUAUAUAUGUUUCGUAUUUCUACCCGAACACCAAGCCUGCGUUUCGUAAAUACAUUUCCAAGGCGUGAAUCCAUCGCCCCCCUAAACUUCUAUCCAGCCAGUCAUAUAAUUAAGCACAGAGUUACAAGCCCAAAAUACAAUUAAAAAAAAGUCACAAAGCCGCUGGAAUUCUACAGUCGUUCAUCAUCUUCAUCCGAGUCCCAGAUCUCAGGCGGAACUCUCGUAUCAUCGCGUAGCAGGCUGUCUGGCAGCAUCUGACUCUUUGUCAACAGCUGCGACGAGUCCGGAUUGUAACCCGGUGGCAAACGCAGCGCUUCAUCCUCAUCGUAUCCGUCCAACAGACUCUCGGGAAGUCCGAUGCUGCUGGAUGAGUGUAGCGGAGGGCGGCGGAUGGAGGAUGACUGUUGUUUUUCAGGCGUAGAAGCUUGGGAGACGGUGGUUGCUUGCGAUGGGCGGACUGUGGGUCGUUUGGAUGUACUGCCUAGAGAAGGGCGAGAGGCGUGGCGGGAAGAUGCUGUGCGGGGGGUUCGAUGAGGGGGAGGUUUGAUGGUUGUGGGAGAGGAGGGGAUAUGGGCUGGGGGAGUGGUGUUUUGUUGGUCAUUGGUCUCUUCAUCGGGGGUUGAGGGGACGAGAAUGUCGUCUGAGGGAGGGAAUUGGGUUGACGAAGCAAAGUCGCUCUUGAGCUGGGCUUCAACCUGCUGCGAC